Molecule: messenger RNA, 3664 nt
Organism: Esox lucius (northern pike)
Lineage: Eukaryota; Metazoa; Chordata; Actinopteri; Esociformes; Esocidae
Gene: c8h19orf44
Product: chromosome 8 C19orf44 homolog
Exons: 8
Coding region: 467-2605 (712 amino acids)
Source: RefSeq, a predicted model, not a curated record
AUAGAACGCGACUCUUCCCAUGGAUACCAGAGACGCCGUUUAUGCAGUGAGGUUGGAUACAUUGUAUCAACCGUGGCUCAUCCACCUUCUUUUUUUUCUAUUUCUAUUAUUGAUACAAUGCUAAUCUGAAAACGGGCAAAUCUAAUCUGGUAGAUACAUUGUAACUGUAGAAUAUCUAGUAUGCAAUUUCAAGACUUCUAGCAGCCCAGCCCAGCCAGUUGUGCUAUGCCUACCCCAGCAGUGCAUCAUGAGUAGUGUACGCUGUGUAGGCCACCGUAUAUAUUUUUUAAGCAUAGCAUAGUUCCGCUCCACACGAAGCACAUAGCUUUCCUUUGUUGUUUUCAAAUUAUUUAUUCAUGCAUUAUAAUAAAUGAAGAACAUUAACAAACAUUAUAUUUUGUAUAGUUAUUUAGCCAGCGGAGCUGACGUUAUUACACGUCUAUUGUGCUAAACACAUUUUUAGAGAAUGUGGAAUCGUGGUGGCGUGAGUUCAGCUCUGGAAAGAGCACAGGCACAGCUCUCAGGGAGGAGGUUGACCCAAAGCGCUGCAAAAGAUGACCCAGACCAUUACGUGGCCAAAGGGACAUCCAAAACACAUGGCCAUCCAGAAUAUGUGGAUGCCAUUACCAAAAGAAGAAACAGCUCACAAGACAAAUUAAGACAAAUUCUUGACCUGAGUGACCUAUCACUAUCUUCAGUGGACUCUGAUAGUGAACAUCCCAAAGAGAUCAUCGGCAAAAAGCGGGGAAUAGACAAUCCGCAGCUAGAGGGCCUUAGGGCGGGUGGAGGGAGCAGGUUCCUCAAGAAAGACCCACCACGUGAAAGCCAACCUCCAGCACUGAGUAGGACUCUGUCGGUUCAGCCCAAAUAUGUGACCUCAUCCCAAAGGAGCUCACAGAGCACCGCCCUGAGCCGACUGGCCCUGAUAGAGAAUCGCAUCAGGAAUGGAUCAGGAACUUCUGAUAGGACUAUUCCACAAGCCACCCAGGAGAGGGAGACCACCCCGUCUCUGUCUGCCCAGUCCAGCAGUGAGCUCAGCAUGAAGGGGAAACGCUUCCUGAAGAAGCCAAAGAGGGCAUCACCUACGUCUGGUGUAGCAGCUCCCAAGGAGAAAGGCCCAUAUCUCCAUGCGACGCCGCUGGGGGUUUCCAAAGCCGCUGCUCCAGUCAGGGAGUCCAGUGGGGGUGUAACACUGGACAGUGAUGAGGAAGAUAUGAGAAAGCUCCUGGGAGAUUAUUUGGGGUCAUCAGAGGAUGGCUUGGGCCAAGAAGCAAGAGUGUCCUCCUCACAGAAAACAGCCAGAAAGCUUUUCAUCAAAAGCAGCCAGAAUUCUUCCCCCUCAUCCCCUCUCAUCCCCACUGGCAAACACACCCUCUCACCCACGCUGGGCCACCGUCCCCCCUCUCCUCCACGACACAGAUCUCCCAGGCACUUUCCUAGCCAGGUUUUGGCCCAGUGCAGCCCUUCUCUCUCCGCCGGCAGUGACUCAGUGGUCCUCUCUCAAACACUCUCGUCCCCCGAUGCAUCCUCCCCUGGAAGACAGUCUAGGCAGGUCAGGCUCUCCCGGUCCUCAUUGUCCGCCCUCAGCGAAGUGCACUCCCUGGAGGAGCUCUUCCCUGAGGACCUGCCCUCUGACGAUGCCAUCAGUGAGAAAAGUGGCAUCUCUGAUGUUUAUUCAUCAUCAAGGCAUGUUGUCUCUGCAGAAUACAAGAUGAACAUUAUGUCUCUGGAUGACCUAGCUCCAGUCGGCACAGUUGGGAAAGCUACAUCUAAAAUGAAAGCUCACCGGGACCCUUCUCCUAGAUCUUUUAUGAUGGAAUCUUCUACUGAGGAGCAGGUCCCUUCAGAGGAGCCCAUGUGGGACUAUGAGAGUGACUUUGAGAGUGAGAUCAGGACAGAAACAGACAGGAGUAGUGUGUGCGAGAUUUCUGAGCACCUGGGAGACCGAGAUGAAGAUGUUCCAGAAGUCAGCUCGGCCGGAGAGAACAGCAUGUCUGUCACGUCCCAGAGAGACUCCAAGCGCUCUGGUGUUUCAGAGGGGGACAGUCGCGUCACCCACAAAGACUACAGCAGAACGGCCGAUUCAUUCAGUGGCAGAAGCACUGGAGGAUCCAGUUCCAGGUCGUCCCACUCCAGCUCCGAGGCUGACACAAUCACUCCAUCAAGAGCGUGUAAAAGAAGCUCCCCAAGCAGAAGGAGCUUUAGAGAGGCUGCUGUGCAGACCCAACCAGACGGUCUGACCUACACCUGGUCUUCCGGUGUGGCCACGCUAGGGCCAGCAGUGGGGAAGUCCUAUGAGGAUCCAGCCCCUGUGGCCGGUCACACAGUCAGUGCAGAGGCCUUGAGGGCCCUUAGUACAUACAGCCCUGCUGUGUUUGCCCUCAACGACAUGCUAAGGCAACAGCUGAGUCUUACCAAACACUUUGUCCAGACCAGCCGCCACCUCCACUCCUCCCUGCUGCAGUCCCUGGGCCCUGCAGACCACCCAUACACCACCCUGGAGGACACCAAGGAGUUCAUCCGCUGUCACAAGCCUCCCAAGUUGACUAUGGAGGAGGCAUUGGAGGAGGUUCUUCAGGAGAUGAGGGAGUACCACUAUAUCUGAUCCGACCACCAGGAGCUACCAGGACUCUACGCAUUACACUGGGAAUGGGACAUAGUACUGUUAAACCAUUUCAUACCUAAGACCCACAUUUUCUGAUAAAAACAAACAGAAAUAAUUAUGCAUUCAUGCUAUGACAUUCUUAAAUUAGCUGUGGUGUAGCCUGUUGCCUUCAGAAAGUACAUAAUUUAUUUAAUAGUCCCACUGUGUGAUAUUAAGAUGUCAUAAUCUCAGAAUGUAUCCACUUUUCAUGGAAGCCCAUCCAAACAACCACACCAAUGAAGACCAAGGAGAUUUCAAGUCAAUUCCUGGAUAGUUUUGGACAGACCAUUCAUACCUGGGCUAUAUCUCAAACUUUCAAAAUGAUCCAGUUCAUGGUUGAAACUUUGUCGAGUAUAUGCAAAACUAUGUGAAACACAAAGCCAAAACUGCCCAUUGUUCUGAGAACACCAGCCCCACAGUAAGAUGUGGUGUCAGCAUGUUAUGGGGAAGAUGUUCUUCUGCAUAGACUUGGGAGGGUUGAGGUCUAGAUGUAUACAGCCAAAUACAGGAAAAUCCAUAUGGAAAACCUGCAUCAGUCUGCAUGAGACCUUCAACUGGGGCAGACAUUCCCCUUUUUGCAAGUCAAUGGUUUAAAGACACAGCUCAAAAAGAAACUGACUAUCCUAGAAUGGUCCAGUCAAAGACAAAUAGCAGCAAACAGAUGUGCAAAGCUGCUAAUCUUGUAGCUUUAAUUACUGACAUUUUUUUUUUUACUAAGUAUUUACUUAGGGGUAUACUUAUACAUGUUCAGGGACUCUGGUCAAUGCUCACUUGCAUUUAUUGACCUGGUUGUCUUCUGAUCAUACAAAAACAUUGAUGUGGCCCAAAAGGUAAUGUACCCUUAUCUUCAGCCAGCACAGCCAGAAGAGGACUGGCCACCCCCAAGUCUGGUUUCUCUCUAAGUCUUCCUGGCCACUGUGUAUUAACUCUUGUUGCUUGCUCUUUGGGGUCUCAAGCUGGGUAUCUGUAAAAGCACUUUGUGACAACUGCUAAUGUAAAACAGUUGUUAAAUAAAAUUUG